Molecule: messenger RNA, 930 nt
Organism: Trifolium pratense (red clover)
Lineage: Eukaryota; Viridiplantae; Streptophyta; Magnoliopsida; Fabales; Fabaceae
Product: non-specific lipid transfer protein GPI-anchored 6-like
Exons: 4
Coding region: 118-735 (205 amino acids)
Source: RefSeq, a predicted model, not a curated record
UCAAUUCAAUUAUUCAAUAAAGUCACAAACCCACGCAAAUCAACCUAAGCCUUAUAAUCAAAAAACAAGAGGUUUGUGUUACUAUUCCUAUCACACACUUUUUUUUUCUUUCUCAAAAUGGGUUGCAAAAUUGCAACAAUCUUCUCUACCUUGAUUUUCCUAGUCGUUAUGUUUGGUCUUGUAACCUCAGAUAUUACCCAAGACAAAGAAGAAUGUACCCAAAAACUCAUUGCUUUGGCUAAUUGUCUUCCUUUUGUGAGUGGUGAAGCCAAAACACCACCUAUAGAUUGUUGCACUGGGGUCAAAGAAGUUGUUGAUAAGAGUAAGAGAUGUUUAUGUAUCCUUGUUAAGGAUCAUGAUGACCCUAGUCUUGGUUUUACUAUUAAUGUUACACUUGCACUUCAAUUACCAAAUGAUUGUAAGGCACCUACUAAUUUAACUCAGUGUAUUGAUAUCUUGCAUUUGGCACCUAAAUCUAAAGUUGCUAAGAUAUUUGAGGACUUCCAAAAAACCAUGGAGAAAAAUAGUACUACCACCCCUAUUACUCCCGUGUCUGAUGCACCUGCUCCUUCUUGGGCCGCUGCUCUUGAUAGGAUUGGAUUAAAUUGCUUCCAAACCAACUAUUGUCCAAGAAAUUCAUUUCAUUGCGCCAAGGACUGUAAAACUAAAGGCUUUCAUUUCGGUGGUAACUGUUUUGAAGGCCUGACUUACUGUUGUUGUCAAAACAACGUUUGAGAGACAUAUGAAAUUUUUUUUAACAGCAGAUGUAUGCAAUAAUAUAUAUAUUGUUAUGGACUAGGCUUAUGACUCAAUCGCCGAGGAAAUCCUCCUCUUGAACCUUUAUAAAUUAGAUAAAUUUAUAAAUAAAGUUCUUUUAAGAUUAAAGUUGUCCUUAUUUAUAAGCAUAAUUUUAAAUCAUCUUUUGUUCAA